CAAGCCCGAGUUCAAGCAGGGAAGCGAACACGACCGCGCUCGCCCGUGGAUCUCGCCCCCGCUGCCCUGGAUUAGCCCGUUUUACCCGCCUCUCCUCCAUUUUUAGUGCAUUUACCGCCGUUUAAGGGCGGUUGAAAUACGAUUUCAAGGAGAAAGUUCAAAGCUGGACCGGACCGAGGGAGACUUGUGCAUCUCGAGGAGUAACAAAAUGUCAGUGGAGGGGCAGAUAGAUGGCCCGCAGCCAGCGAUGACAGAGGCGCAGCAGGGCCUCAACAACUUCUGGCCCAAAGUCACUGAGGAGAUCAGGCAGCUCACACAGACAGACUUGCGGCAGCAGGAGUUACCGCUGGCCCGGAUCAAGAGGAUCAUGAAGCUGGAUGAGGACGUGAAGAUGAUCAGUGCGGAGGCCCCUGUCCUGUUCAGCAAGGCGGCAGAGAUCUUCAUCACAGAACUCACAUUGCGAGCUUGGAUCCACACAGAAGACAACAAGAGGAGGACACUGCAGAGAAACGACAUAGCCAUGGCCAUCACGAAGUACGAUCAGUUUGACUUUCUGAUUGACAUCGUGCCCAGAGAUGAGCUCAAACCCCCCAAGAGCAGGGAGGAGUCGAGUCGGACGGGUGUCCCUGCUGACCAGCACUAUUAUCAGAUUGCUCAGCACUACCAAGCUGUUCUGCAGCAGUCCACUGCCAAUAACAGUAGUAGCACCGCCCAGACGACCGUGCCGCAGCAGACCAGUGCGCAGCCACAGACCAUACAGAUAGUCCAAGCAGGUGGCCAGGUGUCCACUGUGCAGACAACAGGAACGACUGCAUCAACAACACAGCCCCAACAGCAGACAGCACAAAUUAUCCAGUUGCAUGGGACACCUGGCCACCGCUUGGACUACUGUAGGGUUGGUGGCUCGCAUGGUCUGCUGCGUGAACGGUCGUUGGCGGUGCUACUACUGUUUAUGGCAAGUGGACCUGCUGCAGAAACAGCUGUAGUGCUGAGCAAUCUGAUAAGUAGUGAUAUUAACAAAACUGUUAGGGACUUUUACCUGUGUCAGCAGGGACACACGUCCGACUCGACUCCUCCUGCUCUUUUGGGGGGUUUGAGGUCAUAUCUGGGCCCGAUGUCAAUAUCAGAAAGUCAAACUGACGUUUACUUCGUGAUGGCCAUGGCUAGUCGUUUCUCUGCAACAAGACAAGCUUCUUUACAAAUACAGAUUCCUCUUGUAUUUUGUGAGAUCAAUUUUUAG
Penaeus monodon (black tiger shrimp) is the source of this 1240-nucleotide messenger RNA. RefSeq names its product nuclear transcription factor Y subunit gamma-like. The record is from RefSeq and is a predicted model, not a curated record. Gene Ontology annotation, biological process: regulation of DNA-templated transcription. Lineage: Eukaryota; Metazoa; Arthropoda; Malacostraca; Decapoda; Penaeidae. Gene Ontology annotation, molecular function: DNA-binding transcription activator activity, RNA polymerase II-specific; protein heterodimerization activity; DNA binding. Bases 209 to 1240 code for a protein of 343 amino acids. Gene Ontology annotation, cellular component: CCAAT-binding factor complex; nucleus. The transcript has 8 exons.